AUGAAGUGGUUUACUACUUUCACUGCCGUGAUCGGCGCGUCGGCCGUGGCCGCUAUUUCCGCCGUAUCAACUAUCAAUGGCUGCCGAGCUGUUGCUCUGAUCGACCCCCCACCUAAACUAACUCAAUUCGCGCCGACCAGAUAUGUCAACGUCAAUGGCGACCAAAUUGCGUAUCGGGUCCUUGGUUCCAAGAAGGGAAAUCCUGUUAUCUUCCUCGCCAACUUCCGUGCGACCAUGGACAUUGCGGACCCUUUGCUUUUCAACUACAUUGCCCAGUUCCGGCCCGUCAUUUUGUUCGACAAUGCCGGCGUCGGUCACAGCACGGGCGAAGUUGCCGACUCUAUAGCGACCCAGGGCGAUACGGCAGUUGCAUUUCUUAAAGCUAUUAGAGUGACGAAGGUCAACCUGCUAGGCUUCUCCAUGGGCGGUGGGGUUGCUCAGCACAUUGCCAUCAACUACCCUGAGUUGGUCGAGAAGGCGGUGAUUGCUGGUUCAAUUGUUGGCAACGGGCCUGGGAUUGAAUUGGCGACGGACGCGACGUUUGAUAUUGCUCGUCAGCCUACCGUCCCCCAAGAGCAGGGUCUAGGCUUAUUCUUCUACCCAUCAAACACUAGUACGGCUGCAGCUACCGAUUAUGCCAGCCGCAUCACUGAGCGCAACGUACCCGGCGAAAAUAGAACGAACCAAGUGCAGGAGCCCGGCACCUCCAGGCACCUCAAAGCUAUCCUUGACUUUACCCGUAACUCCACGUACCUGGAACAGGCAAAGAGGAUCAAGGCGCCUCUCUUCAUUACCUCUGGGACACUCGAUGUCUUAGCGCCUUCCUCCGGCGACUUCGUCCUACAGCAGAGAGUUCCUGGCUCCUACCUGCAGAUAUUCCCAGACUCCGGACACGGUCACCUUUUCCAGUUCCCAAAGACCUUCUCAGAACUUAUGCAAAAGUUCUUAGGCGCCUGA
Molecule: messenger RNA, 957 nt
Organism: Alternaria atra
Lineage: Eukaryota; Fungi; Ascomycota; Dothideomycetes; Pleosporales; Pleosporaceae
Exons: 2
Coding region: 1-957 (318 amino acids)
Source: RefSeq, a predicted model, not a curated record